AUGCUUUUGGUUUUGGUCACGAAAUGGUUGGUCAUUGGCCGGUAUACUCAAGGUUCAUUCUCAGUGGAGUCUUGGGCAUUCCUGCGUUGGUGGCUGGUGGAUCGUUUGGUGGUGUUUGUGAACGAGCUUUGCUUCAGUGCCUUUCGUGGUGGACCAGUGUUUUUCGCUUAUUUGCGUGCGCUCGGCCUGCGGGCUCGCGGCUACUGCCGCAUCGAUACGCGCUACGUGUCGGAGUUCGACCUGAUCACUCUGGGCAACUGCUGCGUUGUUGCUGAGGGCGCGAAGCUUCGGCCAGCAGUGGCCGAGGCUGGCACUUUGCACUUGCGCGGCUUGGUCUUCGGGGACCACUGUGCCGUGGGCGAAAAUGCCGUGUGCACGGCGGGUUGUGUUGCGGGUGACAACGUCACACUCCAGCCUUUGUCCUUGUUCUCUGGACGAACUGGUCGUACCCUUCCAGACGGAUCUGUUUGGAAAGGUGCUCCUUUGGUUCAGUCGAGGCAGCAGCCUAUACGUGUUCCUCCAGGAAUGUUGGGCUGGGAUCUUUGUCGUGAGACCUUCGCCUUUCUUUUGGCUCUUUUCUUGCAGAUACUCUGCAGCAUGUGCGCCUACUGUGCCUUCGGUUGGCUGGCAGAGGUCCAAGGCUUCGUGCAGUUUGAGGGCGAGGGAGUUGGAACGGCCUGGAAAUGGCAAGAACAAGGCGAAGGUUGGUUAUUUGCUGCGACGUGGCUCCUCUUUGGGCCACCUGUCAUGGCAUCGGCAGAUGUGCUUUUGGGCUUAGACUUGGCCAGCAUCACUGACAAGGUCGGAGAAGCUAUGGGAAUAGGUCGCUUGGAGUUCGGCAUUCGCCUGGCAGGCAUGGUUGCGAUUAGCUUUGCCGUGUACGGAUGGUCGUUGACAAUCUCUUCUGCUCUUCUUUGCAGGUUCAUUCGCGGCUCGCGUAGCCGGAAUUCUUGGUUCUUCCAGGUCCGUCGUGUGGUCUUGAGGCUCACCUUUUUCCGUUACCCUGCGCAGCUUUCCGGAACGUGGGCGAUGUCGGCCUACUUGUCACUGCUGGGCAGCCGUUGUUCGCUUUAUGCAACGGUGGCCGUCACAGAGCCGCCCCUGGAGCCACGGAAGCUUCACGUGGCCAAGGGCGCUUUGCUGCUGAGCCACCAGGCUUUGGGAGAGUGCGAGGUUGGGCAGGGAGCCAUUGUCGCCGCAGACGCAGUCAUGCUGCCACACUCAGUUGUUGAGGCCAGAGGCACUGUAGGCGCCAUGAGCGUGGCCGGACGACCCGUUCGAUCCGAUUUGCAGCUGGUGGGCAAUCCGGGUGUGAUCAUGCGACGUGGCACCUUGAGCAAAACACCUGCCACGAGUUGGGGCUGGCGUUGGUUGCGGGCGAUUGUUUGCCUUCUCUACCCGCUUUUGGCGCCGGGCCUCUUGCAGUUGCUGCUUCUCAUCACUUUGCUCCCUGCAAUGUACUUGCUGACCAUUGUGCUGGCCACCUUUACUAAAACCGACGGGGUCCUGAGUUCAUUGGCGUUGGCCGGAAGUUUACCCUUGGCGUACAUCGCGUUGGGUUGGUGUUUGUGCCUUGUGGCUGUGCUGCUGAAGUGGCUUUUGCCGACUCAGUCGAGAAGCUGGCGAUGGCAUGGGUCUCCAAGAGUCCACGUGGCCAUGUUUUCCCAGCAGCUGAAUUCUAUGUGCAUCUCUGUGUUCAUGAGCAUGGCUUUGGGCUCUCCAUGUUACAAUUGGUGGCUGAAACUCAUGGGCGCUCGGAUCGCCUCGGAUGCGGUGCUUUUGACGUCAAUAGUUGGUGAUCAUGAGAUGCUCACCGUUGGAAAGGGUGCAAUAGUGGAUAAAGAGGCAUUUCUUUCGAGCACACGAUUGCUGCCCAGCAAAGAGCGACCACGCCAACACUUUGAGUUUUGCACCUGCAACAAUCCCGUGAUCAUUGGCAUGGGCAGCACUGUGUCCCAUGCGGCAGCCGUCGUUGCCGGAGAAACAGGAAAUUUCAGCGUACUGGCACCACUAUCAGCUGUCGGUCCCUCUGCACGCUUGCCGGCCCAAACCUUGGCAGUAGGUUUACCACCACAGGCCUUCGUUUGGUCCAAAGAGAAGAACUUGAUUCGACCGAGCGCUCGACCAGUUCCCCGAGAGCUGCGGCCACCAAUCGUGGUGCCUCCUUAUGUGAGCCGCGCAAUUGGACGCAUGAAGGUGCAUGCUCCGGCCAGCGAUGAAAUAGCUCCAUUGGUGACGGGAGCAUGCGGUUUCCUGGGAAGGCACGUGGUCGCCGAACUGCUUGGGCGCUGCAGCCGGAUCUUUUGCUUGGUACGGGCUAAAGACGCCCAAACCGCACAGCUACGAGUCGAACAGGCGCUCCGGAACGUUGGCAUCGACAAAGCUGAAUUCCAGGAGGCUGUCGAGGUGGUGCCAGGUGAUUUGUCGCAGCGGAACUUCGGGCGAUCUUUUGUGGAGAUCCAGCGCUUGGCCGGUCGGGUCACUCACGUGAUCAACGUUGCAGCCAAAGUGAACCUCACGGAACCGUUCGAUAUGAUGCGGCAGGACAAUGUGGAUGCGACGGCGCACUUGCUGGAGUUUUGCUCUUCGGUGCGGCCGAAACCAUUUCACCACGUUUCGACUAUGGGAGUGUUUACGCCAGACAUGCUGGACCGACAUGGCGCUGUAAGGGAGACAGCGCCUUUGGGAGACAUUCGUUGCAUGCCUCUCUAUGGCACUGGGGAUCAGGCCAAUGGGUAUCCACAAAGCAAGUGGCUGGCAGAGAAGAUGGUUUUCGAGGCUGCAAGGCAGGGUUUGCCUUCCUUCGUCCACCGGCCUGGCCUGAUUGGGGGUCAUUCCAGAACCGGGGCCGCAGCUGAAGAUGUGUUUUUUCAUUUCCUCUCCGAUGUGCUUCAACUUGGCUGCUUACCAGACAUGGAAGGUGACAAGUUCAAUUUGACUCCGGUAGACUUUGUGGCCAAGGCAAUCGUCCAGAUUAUGUUGGAAGGUGGGACUUCCAGUGGAAGUGUCCUUCACCCUGCCAUGCCAGACAACUCCAUCUCCAUACACGACUUGGCGAACAUUUUCCAGCUCUUGGGGUACCAAAGUAAGACCAUGGACUUUGUGGACUGGCAAAAGAAGAUCUUGGCGGAGCCCUUGCGCUUCAAGAGCUGGUCCUUUUGCGCUGCACUAACAGUAGAGGGGCAUGGCAUUGAUUCCAUGGCCGACAGCACUAGUGGGGCGCACGCCAUGCGGGCAGCGCUUGGGGAGGAUGCAUAUUGCAGUUUCAAUGCCAAAUCAAAUUUGAAGCAGCAAAUCAGAUGGUAUAUUGCACAAGGUUUGCUACCACCACCUGGAGCAUUGUGA
Molecule: messenger RNA, 3345 nt
Organism: Durusdinium trenchii
Lineage: Eukaryota; Dinophyceae; Suessiales; Symbiodiniaceae
Source: the annotation of a GenBank genome assembly